GGCACUCACCUCGCCACCUCCCACCCCGCCCUGCUCACCAUCCAGAUCUAAACCCUAUUUUCCCCUCUCUCUCAAACUCACUCACACUUUCACCAGCACCAAGCCACUCAGAAUAUCCAUGGAUAUAACCGAAGCCACGAAAGCACACGGAGGUUGUUGGUUUUGAGAGUUUAACGGCCCCAGACAGAGUAAUAAAGACGAAGAGUUUUGAGACGGACGAAGGACGGUGGAGGGCGGGAGGGCGGCGGCCACGGGGGCAGACGCGUCCUCGUACCAUAACAAACAUGGCGAUCCUCCACAGGGAAAGUUGACCGCAAAUAUGACCCAGUUCGGCGGCAUUACUUCCUGUAGGCACCUUAAAUCCUGAGAGACCGGUGCCAGGGUGAUAGUGGAGUAAAGCACACGCGAGAAAACAGACGAAGAUGAAGUCGCCAGCGGGAGGGCAAAUUCAUCUCCUCUGACGGACUUCCUGUGCGAGUGAGCGACCCAGGACUCAUUUUUAUUGAGCCACGGUGCUAAGUGGUGGAAAUAUAACCCGGGAGUGCUUUGGAUACGGUGCCGUUGUUUAGCCAGUGGACUAGAACCUCUUGAAAUGACGAGGAAGGGUGAAAGCGGCAGGUGAUGGUGGGCGUGGGACCACGGGACCCUGUGUGGGCCCUUGGGGGGGCCUACACCCCGCCUAAAACCCCCGCCGGCCACAGCUUCCUAGAUGUGUUAGGAGAAGAGGCUGGGGGCAGGCCACUAGAUGGGGCCACACUCACUGUAGCCCUGGAUGUGGUGCAAGCCUGGGCCGUACUCAUUACUGUGGGAUUCACAUUGGUGCUCUUCCUCUUCCUGGCGUUCUGUGUCUGUGCCAGGAAAGAUGACGGAUAUGACGAUUAUGACUUGACACAAGGGAUCACCACUGUCAAGGUCUGCCAUGAUGGAGGGGAGAAUGGGCUGGGCAGUUUUCCUCGUCUCAAUGGAUCCAACAUUCUCAAGGGGAGUGAUGAAGGAUCCCAAGCUUCCAGCAGAUGCACUCUAAAGAGGGAGCUACCAGCCAUUCCCCUCAGUGCACAGCCAGACCCGGCAGGACCUGAGUGUAACGUGGAGCGCACCCAGUCCCAGCAUUCUUCAGAUCUGUAUGCUGCCGUGGGAGACGUAGAUGGUGGUGCUGGUCUAGGAAAGGUCAUUGGAGGGGUCCAGGUGCUCCCAGCUGGUGCCAUUGGGCCUGAUGGUCGGGCUGCCAUCAUCAGGGAUCCCACCCUCACCUCUCCCACUGAGCCUACACCCCCCCCUCCUCACCCAGACGCUGUUAGUGGUGAGGGGGCAGCAGGUCAUCCCUAUGCCAAAGUAAAGAAGAAUCACCCAUACGCUCAUGUCAAACUACCAAAGAAGGAUCAUCCAUAUGCUAAGGUUAUCCGCGAUGAUUCAGAAGAUCCAGAAACGGAUACUGAUAAUUAUGAUGACCCUAAAGCCAUUACCAAAGAAAAGAGUCCCGGAUGGAGCUCAGAGGGUGGGUAUGAACCUGCUCCUCCAGUACCGGAGAAAAGAUUUGACCUGGAGGAGGAAAAGACUCAAGGAGCAGCUGCACCUGAUCACAUGAUGAGCUCAUCUGUGACCUCAGCCUCCUCAGAGAAGGGACCAGCCUCCCCCAGGUCACCCCACCUCAGUGCUCGGCCAGCAGCGUCUGGAAGCACCCCCUCACCCACCUCUCCUGCUCCCAGCCAAUCAGCUUCCACAGAGAUCCAGGCUGCCUUGGCCAUCUCAGGGAGGACACCAGCCAACGAGGAGAUGCCAUACAUGACACCUCCCCUCCACCAUCAACCUGAAGAGGCUGGUAUAGAGAUCUCAUCCCAGCAAAACUUCAGUGGAGACUCUCAGGAUUCACGUGGCUAUACAAGCAUCAGCGUGCGGGAGCCUCUGGCAGCCAUCAAGGCGCAAACACAAGCUGCCAACGCCAAUCAAACAACAGGGGGCCAGCCAGGAGAGGGAGAAGGGUACUACAUGACUGUCUCAGAUGAUUCUGCUGAUGAGAUGUAUGCCUGCAUCUAUGAGGGCAACAGAGGGGUGGGUAGUGAAACGUAUGCCCAGAUUGAACCCAGGUCAACGCCUCCCCCACCUCCACCUCCAAUGCCAAGUCCACCUCAUGCUCCAUCAACCCCUUCACCACUUUCAACUCGAGGUGAAUCCCAGCCUCCUCCUGCACCUCCAAGUGUUGACAGUCUGCGCCAUGUUGUGCACUCCAGACAAGCUUCAUCAAGUAGCGCUGCCAGCACAGUGAUGGGAAGUCCUGGAGCUGAGAAGAGAGGCACUCGCUCACCUUUGCCACCACUGCCCCAGGGAGACACCAGCAUGUACUCCGGGCACUCACCACAACCUCCACACUCUCCACCACGCACUGUUGCCCCGGCGGAGAGACCCACACAGAGGGCACUGGAGGAAAUGUAUGCCAAGGUGAUGAAGAAGCAACGUCCUGGUCAUGCACGCGGAGAUAGCUGUGGUGGUGUUGGUGGUGGGGAGAGUGAUGCAGGUAGUGUUUCCUCCUCUCGCAGAGGGUCAGUAGAUGUUGGAGGAGCCUCUCGCUGGGGUACUCAUGCAUCUUCCCCCCCAACCACUCCUCGCCAGUCAGUCGAUCUUGGAUCUAUGACUCGCAGUCUUGUUGAGACCCGUAAUCAUGAAGUUGUCUCUUCCAUCAGUCGGGCAAAGUCUUAUGAAAAAACUGGAGUCUGGAGCACUCCUACUCAGCAUGCCCAGCCUAACCCUAACUAUGAGACUAUACCCCAGAUACCACCCACUAACUUUUACUCUGGCUCAGAUCCAGGCUAUGAGACUGUCAAAAAUGCUGAGCCAGCCUAUGCCAGUGUAGAAAGACCAGAGGAAAAUUAUCCUGGCUAUGAGACAGUAAAGCCUACCUCAGACAUAGAAUCUGAACCUGGAUACGAGACGCUCAAGCACCGGGAAUAUGAACCCGGCUAUGAGACGGUCACUGGAGAGACUAAGCAGGCCCCUUCUGAACCUGGAUAUGAAACAGUUGCUCACGAGAAGAUCCAAGAGGAUUAUGAACCAGGUUAUGAGACUGUCACACAUCCCAGGCCAGAACCUGGCUAUGAGAUGGUGAAAGGAAAGCCUGGAAGUGCAUUUGGAGAUCCAGGAUAUGAGGAACUGAAGGGAGCAGCCCAUCACCCACGAACUAUCUCAGAAAAUGAUCCAAACUAUGAACAGCUCAAAUUCACCAGCCGGCGGUCAAGUGAAGGUGAGUCAGAGCCUGGCUAUGAGGUGGUGAAGAAGGCAGAGGAGACAGAGAGCACCUAUGAACUAAUGCGAGAUUAUGAUACCCAGCACUUCCCUCCUUAUGAGAAGGUAGCACAGCCUGAUGUGGUUCCACUGCAGCAGGCAGCUGCUCCUGUUUAUGCUACUGUUCAGAAAGGCAUUGAUAAGAAGCCCAAGAGCCCUGAAGAGCCUGUGACCAGUCAACCUUCAGCUGUCCUUGAAAGUAAUAGUGACAGUUUUCCCCCAGCAGGAACAGAGGCUCUGAUGAGGAUAGGAUCUAAAGAAGAUGAAAAAGAUAUGAUGCUACCCCUUGGUAAGGUGGAAGAACAGCAAGAGCCUUUUGAGAGAAGAUCACCAGAAAGUAAGAGUCCUAAAGGAUCUCCACCAGGAAUGAAGAGCCCUAAGGGCUCACCCACAUCAUCAGUCAAGAGUCACAAAGGAUCUCCUCAAAGCAAAAGUCCUAGAGACUCACCAACCUCAAGGAAAAGUUCCAGAGGAUCAAUUAAAAGUCCAACAGGAUCAAUUAAAAGUUCUAAAAGUCCUUCCUCACCAAAACCUUUAGUAAGCUCUUCUCCACCAACCAGAAGCCCUCCACUAUCAGCUAAAAGUCCUGAGGGUUCUCCCAAGGAAGUCAGAAGCCCACUGGCCUCAUCUCCUCCUGUCAAGAGUCCUAUAAGCUCUCCAAAGGAAGUGACAAGUCCAAUUUGUUCUCCGAGACAAGGGAAAGGUCCAGUAAGCUUCCAGCCUUUAGCUAAGAGUCCAUUCAGCUCCAUGGGUGAGAAGGAUUCUAUGGCAGCCUCUGGAGUGGAUGAAAGUUCAGGGGAAGAUUCUCCACCUAUGAUGAGGAGUCCUAGUCCUGAUAUUGAUGUUCCACUUGACAGAAAGAGUCCAGUGCAAAGUUUCAAAAAGGAGAGUCCACCAAGUGAGAGAGCUUCCACAACAGCUUUUGGCUUGGAUGAAACUUCAGGCAAAGAAACUCCACCAAUGAUGAGGAGUCCUAGUCCAGAUGAUGAUGUACCACUUACCAGACAGAGUCCAAUCACUCAGAGUCCUGUCAAAGAGAGUCCUCCCAUGAUGAAGAGUCCAAGCCCUGACAUGGAUUUGCCUCCUCCACAAAAAAGUCCACCUCCACCUCAAGAAGAGAAGGAAUCACCACCCAUGAUGAAGAGUCCAAGCCCUGACAUGGACCUGCCACCUCCCCUCAGAAAGAGUCCCGCUAGCUCUCCCCCGGCACCUAGUGAAGAAGUGCCACCCAUGACUCAAAGUCCAGGUCUUGAUUUCCCCCCACCAGCCUCAAUACCUUCCCCACCUCAGAGUCCAGAUAAAGAGACUCCCUCAAAUACAAGGAGCCCAAGUCCAGACAGUGAAGCUGCCUCUCCCAUCAAGGCUAGUCCCAAGCCACCCAGUCCCCCAGCUCAAAUCCCGGCAGUAGCAGCAGCAGUCUCUUCAGACUCUAGCUCCCUGUCUGAAACUGGGUCUCCUUUAGCGGGUUUACCUCCACCUCCUCCAUUGUUGACUGAUACAGGUGCGGAAGAUAAAGACACUGGUGUAACAGAACCUGAACAAAUCCAGGAAUCCUCUCAGAAUGCAGAUAUUAUAACUAACUUUGGUGGCAGUGAAGGACCACAGUUUUCAUCACUUACAAGUGAGAAUAUAGAGGAAUCGGCCCCAACAGUGACUGAAGAGGCAGAGACCUUCCCGGUUCAGCCUGAGAUGCUGGGAUCUGAACGUGAGGGUUCUCCAGUAGCCUUCAGUAGCCUAGGCUCUGAGGACCUUCCAGCUCCUCUUGCCGCAGAUGACACACUGAGUCAUCCUCAGGAGACUGUGAAUCCACUCUAUUUACUAGAUGAGGUCAAUAAUGGUGGCCUUGAAUAUGCACCAUACAACAUGCAAGAUGCUGCACCUCCUCCUCCUCCUCCUUCAGGACCAUCAAGCCUAUGUAGUGAGCUUCCUCCACCCCCACCAAUGGUUAUGGACAUGGAUGAUGCAGAUGCAGUCUUUACCAAUGACCUGCCUCCACCACUCCCUGAGUCCUCCCCAUUCAUGCCCCGUACCAGCACCCUUUGUGAUGACACCCCACCACCCCCACUAGUCCCCCCUUCUGAUGUGGAAGGGUUGGAUGAGAUGCUGAAUCUAGCAAACAUGGGCUCCUCCUCUUCUGGCAGUACUGCUGGCCAGCCUGGCAGCCUCCAUGGAAACUCUGAAAAAGACUCAGAUUCACCACAAGAGCCCAGUGUCUUGCUGAUGGAAGGAAGUGUUGCAGGGGAAGAACUACCCCCUCCUCCCCCUCUUCCAGAGCCUCCAGAACCCUUAGAGACCAAGGCAGAGAAAGACUCUGAUUCUGAAAUGGACAACUCUAUAUCUUCAGGGUAUGAGGGUGGCUUCACUGCUGGUGGCAUUACUGUCACUGUUAACCCAAUGUCUGAUGUAGAGGAGACUUCAGAGUCCCCAGUGAGUAGCCUUCCUCCUCCACCCCCUCCUCCAGCUUCUAGUGAGACCCCACAUGUAGCACCUCCUUCCCCAGUUGUUGCUGCAGCUGCAGGAGCUAACAGUGCUGGCAGCCAGAGCAGCAGCAGUGGGUCAGGGAGCCAGGACACAGGUAGUGGCAGUGUGGAAAGUGUGGUGACUGUAGAGUGCGUGCCACCCCCAGACAUUCCUGGUCCGGCUGUUCAGCAGGCUUCGGAUACCUCAUCCAGCCCAGAAAACCACAACCUGGAGCAGCAUGAACAGAUUACACCUGUCUGAGGCCUCGCCGAUACAGCAGCAACAGCAGGUGAUGGUAGUGGACCGGGCACAGUUUUGUAGGUACAGUUGCUCAGGACACUCUAGCACUCACACUUCCUACUAGAAUGGGUCAGCUCACUUGUCAUCCACCAAAGGAGGCCAAUAUCUACUGUAGUUGGGUAGUUGAUAACCCAAGUGUUAGUCACAUUUUCACGUAUUGCAAUCUUGUGGACCAUCUGAAGUUAGGCAACGCUACUAUUAGUGGAAUACUCUGGUAGCUGUUGGCUGUGAAAUAUUGAUAUUAUAUUAGUUCCCUUCUAGCUAGGAAAGAAUUCCUCAGUAGAUUAAGUAAUAUUAAUGGUGUCAUUGAUGUGGGUUUGUCAUUGGUGGCACUUUCCUUGCCAUUCUCUCUGGCAGUACCCUUUAGUUUUAUCUACAUCUUACAUCUCUGCCAGCAAGCUGCUGCAGGUUUAUACGAAAGUAAUUUUUAUGAUUAUUUUUCUUAAUUACAUCAAACAUUUGUCUAGUGAGUGGGAAGCUGGGUUUGGUAUUCAGAUUUUUACCCUGUAACAGAUUGUAUGUUUGUAUAAGUAGAGGAAAUGAGGCAGCAAAGCACUUGUUUCCUACAAAUAGGUAUGGCUGAGUGUAGCAUUAGCAAGGACAACCGUCGUGUCUCACAGGACUGUGGCAGUUCCGCCAGCUACCUCGAGUCUGGUGGGCAAAUGAAUCCCCAUCAAAAGUUCUGAGUGUCUGUCACCAAAGUUCCUGUUUUUUGCAAAAAGAAGCAGGCGAAAGCUUUAUGGUCUUUACUGUGUGUUCAUUACAUGUAAAGUGGAAAGUUGUAUUUACUAUGGUGUAUGGUUGUAGCCAAUCAGGAGUCACUUCAUUUGACUGCCUUCUGAUUCAAGUUAUCCUCAUCAGAAUAUCUGGCAGUAGUUCAUAUUCUAGGUCAGCAUGUAUAGUUCAUUUAACAUUUCUUUAUAGGUGUACAAAUGGUAACAGUGGCAUUUCAAUCAGUAGAGAAGUGUCUGCAGAGCAUCAUGCAGUCAGAUAGUUAUAAAAGCUCAAUUGCACCUCACAGUUGUUAUAAUAUUACCUCUCAGUGGUGUUGCAAGACUCAUUAAGAUUACAGUCUCACAGAGGCAGAUUCUUGUUUUAGCUGCACAUGCAAGUAGCCUCUCACCAUUUACUUCUCUUGUUCAAGCACUGAGAGUGGGUGUGAACAGAUGUGUGGCAGAUGUGAGACCCCUUUGCCUUGUAAAACUUAUCCAAAUUUUAUAUAUAUAUUUUGGCCCAAUGGUUUUGUACCAAUCUGCAUUUAUCCAUUAACUUCAGUUUUUAGGAAUUUUAGCAUGAUUGAGUAUUGAUAGCGAUGAGGUUUAUGAAUGAGGUGAAGUGAAUAUCUUGUACUGUUAUCUUGAAAGUGAGCUCUAUGUCCUGUUUUGGCAUAGAUCAAAUCUGAAACAUAUUUUGUCUUACAUCAAUUUAUAGAAGUCAGCAAUCAUACCCUUUGUGUACUGACAAACUAUUUAUUUAUCAAUCUUGUAAUGAAUGCAAGGGAUUAUCUCAGCCAUGGUUUAUAGAUGUAUUUUGUAAGGGAUACAGUGAAACCUUUUACCACAGUAUGUGGUGUUCAGAGCUGGCCACUGAACUUAAAUACUGAUGUAGAGGAAGUAUUUUGCUAUAUAUAAUCAAAUACUGGUACUGUUAAAGUGUAACAAAUACCUUUGGCCCUGAAGCAGGUCUCUCUCUCUCUCUCUCUCUCUCUCUCUCUCUCUCUCUCUCUCUCUCUCUCUCUCUCUCUCUCUCUCUCUCUCUCUCUCUCUCUCUCUCUCUCUCUCUCAAGAAUUAUUCUUUAAAUAUAUGUUUUGUAGGACAUCCUGUACACUACUAUUGCAUUUAAUGAGUUGGUGGAAUAAUGAUCUCCUUGAAUAACAUCAAACCACACUAUUUAACACUGCCAGAUCACUGAAUGACUUACUUAGCUUCACAAUUGACUUGUGUAAUGCAAGCUCUGAACCUGCUGAGCUGAGCAAUGAAUGUACCAGUGACAACGAAAGGUGAUUGCCCUUGAAGGUUUCACUGUUGAUGUAGCUUUAGUGUGUGUGUGUGUGUGUGUGCCAAAACUUCAGUGUUGUGACAUAUUAUGGAAUUGGUGUCCAGCAGUUCUAGGGUAUUACAGUCCUCUUACAUGAAUAUUGCCAAUUUUGUAUCUAUGAAGUUAGGCUUUGCAAAAUUUUUUGCGUCCAAAUUCAGGCAGUGAAUAAGGCGGGCUGAGGUUUGUCUUGUAAAGUUGAUACCCUGUUUUCUCUUAUUCUUCUAUGAAUUAUCUUUUUCCUAUAACGGAAUUUUUCACUUUGUGUGAGUAACACAAAUUCUUAGAGUACCUGAACAUUUAUUUUCCUUCUUUGUUAGUAAAUGUUGUGUUUUUCAUUAUUUAGUCACCAGAAUCGGGUUUACAUAGUUGUCUCCACGUUGGGUUCGAGGGGUCGGCCGUUUAUUGAAUGAUGUGAAUCUUCUCUCGUACGUUUUGUGAGCUUUACACAAGGUAACAUAAAUGCAAGCUUAAGUGGUCGUGAAGGCUGAGCUGCUUCCGUGUCUAAUUCUGUCACUUUUUUUUUUUUUUUUCCCACACUUUUCUCUAUAUCUCUCUAUUUAUCUAUCUAACUUUUUCUUCCCUGCUAGUGUUUACCUUAGUACUUGAGUCAGAAGCUUCAGACACACACACACUUACAUGAUGCACAAGGUUAUUAGACAUGGCAUAGACUUAUGUACUUAGUUUUAAUUUUCUAUUUAUUUAACACUUCAUCCCCUAUGAUUUUUACUGCUGGUGCUAAUGAAUGCUGACUAUCGUAGGAGGUCUUGUAAAUAGCUUGAGAUCUGUACGUUUUUUUUUUCUUUUUAUUUGAUCACCGUUUUCCAUUGUUGAGGCUUCCUUCUGUCUUGAUAUUACUGAAAUGAUUGCAAUAUAUUCUUAUCUAUGUGCAUAAACUUUGUAUAGGAUGAUUAUUUUACUGUUACAGCCUUUUUUUUUUUUUUUUUUUUUUUUUUUUCCCCAUCCAUACACACACACACACACACACAUAUAUGUGCAUGUGUGUGUGUGUAUGUAUGUAUGUAUUCAUAUUUAUAUAUAUUUAUGUAUAUCCAGAGAUCACUACAUUUUAUCCUUCCUUCACAUGUACUUAAUAUAUUGCACCUGUAACUAUGUAGCAUCCUCAAAUAAUCAUUAAUAUAUUUGUUUACAUUGCUUACUUCAUCUUAUCUUAAAGUAUCAGAAUUCUAUGAGUAUGAGCCAAGUGCUUGACACCUUGGUGACCCCAUGGCUGCCUCUUGACCCUCCACUGCACAGAGAACAUUCACAAUAGUUAUGUUCAUUGUAGGCAGGAGAGUCUGCUCAUGCUGCUGCCCAAUACCUUGGUAUUUUAUUUUACCUAGACUCUCUCUCUCUCUCUCUCUCUCUCUCUCUCUCUCUCUCUCUCUCUCUCUCUCUCUCUCUCUCUCUCUCUCUCUCUCUCUCUCUCUCUCUCUCUCCCCUGAAAGCAAUAACUAUUCAAUUGCAUAUAUAGUUGUGAAACUCUGUCUAUGAUAGUGAAUGCAGUUACCCACUAUGUAUGUCCAGGUAAAAUGUUAACGAUUGGUUUGGUUGCCUCAGCAUUGAAGCAUCUGAUACUAGUCUGUUUCCUAGGUCACUGAUGGUGCAGAGCCUUGUGCAUUUCUUGUUUACUCUCUAUUCUUUGCUGUUAUAGUUAUGUUACAUUUUUGUUUUUAUUAUUGUGUUUGCUGUGUCUUUUCCUUAUAUAUCUAUCUAUAUAUAGUAUAUAUAAUUUUUUCCCCUUGUUAUGUUACAGUUGGUCAGUGUUAAAUACUACAUGGUUUUGUGUCUUGCUGUUGAACUGGCUGUAGAGGUUUUAACAGUCUCAUAAUGCAUUUCUUGUGUGUACCAAAAAAUCACUAUAAGGUCUAUUAUCAAAGAAUUGUGUUAGUUCCAUUACGUUAGUCAUGGUAAGUCAAUGGAGGAACAGUAUUACGAAAGUUUUGCCACAUAGGUCAACAGUUUUCUAUACAUAGCAAUAAGAUGAGUUAUGUACUCUUGAGUAUUGAAGUGGCUAGCUUUGAUAUAUUGUCCCUUUCUCUUUAUUAGCUUUCAACAAUAGGCAUUAGGAAUAUAUUCAAGCCUCUUCCUCUUAGAGAUUAAGUGUUCUGUGUUCAUGGUGACUAUUUUGGUACCUAGUGAAUUCCUUUAAUUAAGCCUGUGACACUUAACAUUUACAUCAAGUGCAAGUCACUUUGUUAUUGCCAAGCACAAUGGAGGCUGUCGGGGCAGAGCAACGACAAUUGUUUCUUGCUAAUAUAAUGUGAGGGGAUAGCAAUAUCUUUGAAAAAAAAAAAAGUGAUAAUGGUGAAGUAUUUUGAAACCUGUAAAAGUAUUUGUAUCUGUAUGAAAUUGUUACUAAUUCAGACAUUAUCACAGAUAUUAGGAAACAAUAUUGUUUAUUGUUUUGUUUUAUGACUUCACACCAUAGAUUAUUAUUUCCAUGGUUACUGCUUGAGUGAUUUGAAGGAUGGUGCUCACAUUUUGAUAAGGAGUUAAGCUAGAAUAUGAUAUUCCCAUAUUUGCAUUCCUGAAGAUCUCAUGUUGCACUUGUUAUGUUGUUCAUCAUUUUUGUUUUAUUUUCAAGUGUACAGUUUUAUAUUCUUUUGGAACAGAUUAUAAUGAGCUUUGUUGAGAAGUAUCCAUAAAAGUUCUGUGACCAUUCAGUAUAAUAGUGUCAGGUUGAAUCCCAGAUGUAAAUUAAGGUAUUUUUAUAUUUAUUUGGUAAUUAUUAUUAUUAUUUUUUCUAUACUCAUAGACUAAGCAAUAACAAUCUGAAUUGCACUCUCAGGCCAGCAAUUAAAUCUUUUUUUCUUCAAGCUGCAAGUCAUCUGUCACAAAUAUUUGACUUACAUUUCCAUGAGUUUUACUAGGAAAUUGUAAUAUAUAUUAUGUGUAAUAUUAUGUAGUGUCCAGUGUUAAUUUAUGCCCUGUUUGAUUGCUAUGGUCUGAAGUGACAUUAUGUUGGAGACAACAGUAAUAUAUUUAGUGUGCGUUAUUCAUUCCGUAGUGUAUUUAUAAACUUGGAGGAGCAAGUUUUAUAUCCCAACCAUGUCUUUUUUUUUUUUUUUUUUUUAUUAUUAUUAUUAUUAUUAUUGUAUCCCGUUAAAGAAUAAUUGGUAUGUUUGGUUGCCUUCCUAGAGUAGUCACCAAACACCCCUGUGGUCCCCAGGCAAACAGGUGGUGUACCAUGAGUCGUAGAACCAGUUCAUCAGGAUGCUCUUGACCAUCAUUCACAGCUCAGCUUUAUGUGUCUGUUCAGCCAUAGUUGUAGGCGGUGGUGGGUGCGGCCCUGGCCCAACCUUGAGCAAGGUGGAUUGGGCCGCUCACCACCAGCCACUCAGUUUUUAUGGUCUGUGAGGUACUUACACAGUAAACAAGGAUUACAUAGAUCAUAA
Messenger RNA from Portunus trituberculatus (swimming crab), 11469 nucleotides. Its product is annotated as proline-rich protein 36-like. NCBI's taxonomy places the organism in Eukaryota, Metazoa, Arthropoda, Malacostraca, Decapoda, Portunidae. The transcript is spliced from 12 exons. The coding region runs from base 622 to 5997 and encodes 1791 amino acids. The record is from RefSeq and is a predicted model, not a curated record.